Molecule: messenger RNA, 3607 nt
Organism: Camellia sinensis
Lineage: Eukaryota; Viridiplantae; Streptophyta; Magnoliopsida; Ericales; Theaceae
Gene: SPS1F
Product: sucrose phosphate synthase 1F
Biological process (GO): sucrose metabolic process
Molecular function (GO): sucrose synthase activity; sucrose-phosphate synthase activity
Source: RefSeq, a predicted model, not a curated record
UGGUGGUGAUGGCGGGAAACGACUGGAUAAAUAGUUACCUGGAGGCGAUUCUGGAUGUUGGGCCUGGACUCGACGAUGCCAAAUCGUCUUUGCUGCUUAGAGAGAGAGGGAGGUUCAGUCCCACUCGCUACUUCGUCGAGCAGGUCAUCACUGGCUUCGAUGAGACCGAUCUCUAUCGCUCUUGGGUUCGCGCUGCUGCGACGAGGAGCCCUCAGGAGAGGAAUACUAGGCUCGAGAAUAUGUGCUGGCGGAUUUGGAAUUUGGCUCGCCAGAAGAAACAGCUUGAGGGAGAGGAAGUUCAAAGGAUGGCUAAACGUCGUCUUGAACGUGAAAGAGGCCGCAAAGAAGCUACUGCUGAUAUGUCAGAAGACUUGUCAGAGGGGGAAAAAGGAGAUACAGUCAGUGAUUUGUCGGCUCAUGGUGAUAACACCAGGGGCCGAUUACGUAGAAUUAGCUCCGUUGAGACGAUGGAGGCAUGGGCUAGUCAACAAAAGGGGAAAAAGCUAUACAUUGUCUUAAUAAGCCUUCAUGGUCUAAUUAGGGGUGAAAAUAUGGAGCUUGGUCGUGAUUCUGACACUGGCGGCCAGGUCAAGUAUGUUGUGGAACUUGCAAGGGCUUUGGGCUCAAUGCCAGGAGUAUAUCGAGUUGAUUUACUCACUAGACAAGUAUCAUCACCAGAAGUAGAUUGGAGUUAUGGUGAACCCACAGAGAUGUUGCCUCCAAGAUACUCUGAUGGUUUGAUGAAUGAGAUGGGGGAGAGUAGUGGAUCUUAUAUUAUUCGUAUUCCUUUUGGUCCGAGAGAGAAAUAUAUUCCAAAAGAAUCUUUAUGGCCUCACAUUCCGGAAUUUGUUGAUGGUGCUCUUAACCAUAUCAUACAGAUGUCCAAAGUACUUGGUGAACAAAUUGGCGGUGGGCAACCUGUAUGGCCUGUUGCUAUCCAUGGUCAUUAUGCAGAUGCAGGUGAUGCCGCUGCACUUCUAUCAGGUGCUCUAAAUGUACCCAUGCUUUUUACUGGUCACUCACUUGGUAGAGAUAAGCUGGAACAGCUUUUGAGACAAGGUCGACUAUCAAAGGAUGAAAUAAAUACGACAUACAAAAUAAUGCGUCGAAUAGAAGCUGAGGAGUUAUCCCUUGAUGCCUCUGAAAUUGUCAUAACUAGCACUAGACAAGAGAUAGCGGAGCAGUGGCGUUUGUAUGAUGGUUUUGAUCCAGUACUAGAACGUAAACUGCGAGCCAGGAUCAGGCGUAAUGUGAGCUGUUAUGGCAGGUUCAUGCCUCGAAUGGUUGUAAUGCCCCCUGGGAUGGAAUUUCAUCACAUUGUUCCACAUGAUGGUGAUGCGGAGGGUGAAACAGAAGCAAAUGAAGAUCAGCCUGCUUCUCCAGAACCACCUAUUUGGCCUGAGAUAAUGCGCUUUUUCUCUAAUCCACGCAAGCCUAUGAUACUUGCUCUAGCUAGGCCAGAUCCCAAAAAGAAUCUGACAACUCUGGUUAAAGCAUUUGGGGAAUGUCGGCCUUUAAGAGAGCUGGCUAAUCUGACCCUAAUAAUGGGUAACCGAGAUGAUGUUGAUGAAAUGUCAAGCACUAGUGCUUCACUUCUUCUCUCAAUUCUUAAGCUUAUUGAUAAGUAUGAUCUCUAUGGUCAAGUGGCGUACCCAAAACACCACAAGCAGUCUGACGUUCCUGACAUCUACCGUCUGGCAGCAAAGACAAAGGGUGUUUUCAUUAAUCCAGCUUUCAUCGAGCCGUUUGGGCUUACUCUAAUUGAGGCAGCAGCUUAUGGUUUACCAAUUGUCGCGACAAAAAAUGGAGGUCCUGUUGACAUACAUCGGGUACUUAACAACGGUCUCCUUAUAGACCCCCAUGAUCAGCAGUCUAUAGCUGAUGCUCUUUUAAAGCUGGUUUCAGACAAUCAACUUUGGGCAAAGUGCCGGCAGAAUGGGUUAAAAAAUAUUCACCUCUUCUCAUGGCCAGAACAUUGUAAAACUUACCUAUCCCGAAUAGCGAGUUGCAAACUGAGGCAGCCAUGGUGGCAAAGAAAUGAUGAUGGGGAUGAGAAUUCUGAGUCAGAUUCACCAAGUGAUUCCUUGAGAGAUAUAUCUUUAAAUUUAAAGUUUUCAAUGGACGGAGAAAAGAAUGAAGGCAGUUACAAUGCUGAUAGUUCUUUAGAAUCUGAAGAUCGCAAGAGCAAGUUGGAGAAUGCUGUUUUGACAUGGUCAAAGGGUGUCCAAAAGGGCACGCAAAAGGCUGGCUUUACAGAGAAAGCAGAUCAGAACAGCAGCGCUGGUAAGUUCCCAGCGUUGAGGAGGAGAAAGCAUAUUAUUGUUAUCGCUGUGGAUUUUGAUGCUAUAACAGAUCUUUUUGAAAGUGCUAGAAAGAUAUUUGACUCUGUGGAGAAGGAAAGGACUGAAGGCUCUGUAGGAUUCAUAUUAGCAACAUCCUUUACUCUGUCUGAAAUACAAUCUUUUCUCAUCUCGGGGGGGCUGAGCCCUACUGAUUUUGAUGCUUUUAUCUGCAAUAGUGGUGGUGACCUCUACUAUUCAUCUCCUAACUCAGAGGAUAACCCUUUUGUGGUUGACUUAUAUUACCACUCACAUAUUGAAUAUCGCUGGGGUGGAGAAGGGUUGAGGAAGACUUUGGUACGUUGGGCGGGUUCUAUCACUGAUAAAACGGGUGAAAAUGAAGAGAAGAUUGUUACAGAAGAUGAAAAGAUUUCAACCAACUAUUGUUAUGCUUUUAAAGUGCAAAAGACAGGAAAGGUUCCGCCUGUUAAGGAAAUUCGGAAAUUAAUGAGAAUUCAGGCUCUCCGUUGCCAUGUUAUUUAUUGCCAAAAUGGGCAUAAGAUCAAUGUAAUUCCAGUAUUGGCAUCUCGUUCCGAAGCCCUAAGGUAUCUCUAUCUCCGUUGGGGUGUGGACUUGUCAAAAAUGGUUGUUUUUGUCGGAGAGAGUGGGGACACAGAUUAUGAAGGAUUGCUAGGUGGUAUACACAAGUCCGUAAUAUUGAAGGGAGUUUGUAGCAGUGCAAGCACUAUACUCCAUGCCAACAGAAACUAUCCUCUUUCCGAUGUCUUGCCAUUCGACAGCCCCAACAUUGUUCAGACAACCGAAGAAUGCAGCAGCGCUGAUCUCCGGACUUCAUUGGAGAAAUUCGGCCUCCUCAAGGGCUAAAAAUUUGCACCAGCACCCUUUGUAUCAUGCUUUGGAGGUGGUAUUUUAUGUAGGGGGUACAUUAUGGUAGUGUACUCUUCUAUCUCACACUUGUGAAGCCCACAUGUUUGUGAGAGGGAGGGGGGUACAUCACUGGUAUACCCAUACCUGAAGUUGGCUUUGGUUUUGGGUUUUUAGUGAGAUCUGGUAGCUAUCUAUUAUUGUUUUUUUGUUUCUUUGGUCCUGAAAACAAUAUUUUGUUGCUUCUAUUGGCAUAAAAGCCAACUUUUCUUGUAUAGCCGUCGUAACUUUUUUUUUUUUUUUUAAAAGUUUCAUGGAGCCCUUUGGUCAUACAGGAUGAAGCAAAUAAUAUAUCAAAUUAUUAUAUUAAAUAAAUGUGAAGAUUGAGUUUUUAUUUAUUUAUUUAUUUUAAGGCCUACAAAGAAAGGAGAAUCUAUUCCUAU